This is a messenger RNA of Lactuca saligna, 459 nucleotides long. The record is from the annotation of a GenBank genome assembly. NCBI's taxonomy places the organism in Eukaryota, Viridiplantae, Streptophyta, Magnoliopsida, Asterales, Asteraceae.
AUGACGAAGGUUCAGUUCAAGAAAUUGAAUAGGAAGCUUGACUCGAUCCUAGAGCAUUCAAAUGCAUUAUCUUUGACAAAGUGGGAGAAUCUACUCACCACUCAUAGGGCCACUGUUGAGAUGCUUACCUCUACGAAUGUGAAACUCAUUGAAGAAUCAUCCAUGGCCAUCCAUGAUUCUAAAAAGAUGAUUACUGAAGUGACCAAAAAAGUCAGAAAACUACAUCAAGAAGUGCAAACAUUCAUAAAUGAUUUCCGAAAAUCUUUGGAUAAAAACACAGCUAACAUGAACAAGGUGAUAGAAGGAUUUCUUUUAUCCUUGAAAGCAGUGAAGGAUUCUCUAUCAAAGAUAGCUGAGGCCAAGAAUGUAAAACUAGUCCUUGAAACUCAAAAAUCUUUGUUUGUAGCUUGGUCUCAUGAGCGUAUUCAGAAAGAAGCAAUAGAUGAUUCGAAUAUCUAA